AUGUCCGACCGUGUCACACGAGCGCGGCGACGCGGCGCGCGCGCGCGCCCGCUGCGGCUGGCCGAGGACUUCGUGCCGCGGCUCGAGCAGGUGCGGCUCGGCCUGCCGCGCUUCGCGCCGCGCACCGAGGCCGAGACGAUGGCCGCGAUCUACACGUGGUGGAACAUCCUCGACGCGGAGAUGUACGACCACGACGCGAAGUACAAGUACCAGACGGGCUACCUGCGCGAGAUGCAGCUCAAGCGCAUGGUGCAGCUCGUGCGCGAGACCGGCGCGCGCCGCUACUGCGAGAUCGGCAUGAACGGCGGCCACUCGGUGGCGGCGGUGCUGCAGUCUUCGCCGAACGUGAGCGCGACGGUGUUCGACAUGAUGGCGUUCAACUACAGCUGGCCGGUCGCGGGGCUGCUGCACGCGCAGUACGGCCGCCGCUUCAAGCUGCACCCGGGCAACUCGCGCGCGACCGUGCCGCGCUGGCUCCACGCGAACGGCAUGGGCGGCGCCAAGGCGCCCGGCGCGGCCGACAAGGCGCCCAGCGCGGCCGCCAGCGCCGGCGCCGCGGGCGGCCGCGGCCACGCGGGCCACGCGUGCGACCUGAUCCUCAUCGACGGCGACCACACCGCCGGCUGCAGGUCCGACAUGGUGCUCAUGAGCAACGCGGCCUCGCCGCGCGCGCGCGUGGUGGUCGACGACAUCCAGAUGCCGCCCGGGAAGGCGCUCGCGCGGCUGAACGCGACGGGGCUGAUGCGGAUCCUCGAGACGUACGGGCCGUACAGCGCGCGCGAGAGAGACCCGCGCAACCCGUGCAUGCGCAUGGUCCAGCCGCCGUACGAGAUGUGUAUCCCGUGGGGCUUCUCGGUCGCCAAGUACCUGCGCGCCGCCACACUGUCAGACUAUUAG
Molecule: messenger RNA, 897 nt
Organism: Emiliania huxleyi CCMP1516
Lineage: Eukaryota; Haptophyta; Isochrysidales; Noelaerhabdaceae
Exons: 1
Coding region: 1-897 (298 amino acids)
Source: RefSeq, a predicted model, not a curated record